AUGGGAAAAUCUAAAACUGGAAAAAUAGCCGCUGUGUUCACAUUAGAUUAUGGCAAGUUUGCUUUAAAAACUUUGAAGAAACAAAUCAUUUAUACGACACAAAGAUGCUGGUGGGUCUUCGAGGAAGAGUACUACAUAAUCCACAAGAUAUUACUUCCUGGAUUUUUCGUGACAACUCAAUUUUUCUUCACCCUGAGUUUCACACUGAUGCUCGUGGGGUCGUUCCUAACGGCUCUGUACACGUGUUGCUCGAGACGGCAUAACAUGUACCAGCACCUGCUCUGGGCAGUGGGCACCAACCUCGCUUUGUCGGGUUUCUGCGGGAUAAUAGCGGUGAUAAUAUUUGGAAUGUACGGCGACGGUAGGGACUGGAUGCCCAACUGGGAGCACAAUGACAUCGGUUGGUCCUUCGCACUGGGAGUUGUAGGAAGCUUCGCCAGCUUGGCUGCUGGAGUUUUGUUCCUUAUCGAGGGCAGACGUCACCGGAAGCGAAUUGAAAAAAUUUUGAUCGACGAGCCCAGAAGUAAUGUCCUGGAUUGCGGUGGUGUGCGUAUGGGAACCCAGAGAAGUUUGGCAGGAAACGCUGGAGUCGGGGUAUUUGUUGUAGCCUUGGUGUGUGUUUGUGUUGCAUUCGGGACACCUUCAUGGCUGACAAGUGAUACCCGAAUCACAGGUGCCAGGGUUGACAAGCUGGGCCUUUGGACCCACUGCUUCAGGUCUCUGGGAAAUCCCCAGGAAGCUCCUAGUGCACCAACGAGGUACUUUGUUGCAUUCAUGGUAGCGACACAGUUCUUUUUCUCAGUGUGCUUCUUUGGAGUGUUGAUAUCAUUUUUCUUGAUACUCCUGUUCACACUUUGCUGCGAUCCAGAACAAAAGAACUACGUACUAUUGAUCCAAGUUAUUGGGUACUUGUUAAUUGUCGCUGGAAUCUGCGGGUGCAUUGCCGUGAUAAUAUUCGCCUGCUUAGGCAACGGCGAGGGCUGGAUGCCAGGUCAUGAAAAUAAUUUCCUCGGCUGGUCCUUCAUUAUUGGAGUCAUUGGAAGUGUCUUGACUAUUAUUGCGGCUAUUUUGUUCCUGGUUGAAGCUGAUGUUCAGAAGAAAAAAUUGCAGUAUUUCAAAGAAUCACAGACGCGGUUCCAAAUGGCCACUCCGACCGCUGUUAGUGAUUAG
Messenger RNA from Cotesia congregata, 1170 nucleotides. The record is from the annotation of a GenBank genome assembly. NCBI's taxonomy places the organism in Eukaryota, Metazoa, Arthropoda, Insecta, Hymenoptera, Braconidae.